Acanthopagrus latus (yellowfin seabream) is the source of this 5498-nucleotide messenger RNA. Its product is annotated as major facilitator superfamily domain-containing protein 6-A-like. The transcript is spliced from 7 exons. NCBI's taxonomy places the organism in Eukaryota, Metazoa, Chordata, Actinopteri, Spariformes, Sparidae. Gene Ontology annotation, cellular component: plasma membrane. The record is from RefSeq and is a predicted model, not a curated record. The coding region runs from base 311 to 2827 and encodes 838 amino acids. Gene Ontology annotation, biological process: antigen processing and presentation of exogenous peptide antigen via MHC class I.
AGCGCGGACCGGAAGCUGUAACGGCCGUAAUGGCGGACUUGACGGCGCAGUGUGAGGACAGGUGGGAGCUCCGGUCUGACGGGCUGCUGCUGUUGUUCUCUAUACAAAGAGACGCAGCGGAGCCGGCAGAAACACUCCACACUCAUGUGGAAAUAACAAUCAUGAAGACGUGUCGCUGAUUUUCCAACAUUAUCCGCUAAAUUAAAGUCGUAAAAAUGGCGGGUUUUGUGUGAAAAACGUCCGAAGGAGGAGAGAAAUUCAACAGAAACUGCGCAGUCAUAGUUUAAUGGGAGCGGUGACCUGAGCAGAUAUGGCAGCUGACGAUAAGGUUGCCAUCCUGACAGACGACGAGGAGGAGCAGAAGAGGAGGUACGUGUUGGCCGAGCCGUUCAACACCCUGACAAUGGAGCGGCAGGCGGGCGUCGCCGAGACGCCGGCGCCGGCCUCCGACACCCCGCCUGAACAGCCGCCGGCCUCGAAGUCCAAUGACUGCUGCGAGAGGAUGUGCCUCCGCAUCAACAGCCACCUCCUCGUUUCCAAAGUCUUCUACUUCUUCUUCUACGCCGCCUACGGCUCGCUGCACCCUCUGCUGGCCGUCUACUACAAGCAGCUCGGCUUGUCGGCCAGUCGCAGCGGGCUGCUCGUCGGUAUUCGCUACUUCAUUGAGUUCUGCAGCGCCCCCUUCUGGGGCGUCGUGGCGGACCGCUUCAAGAAGGGAAAAGUCGUUUUGUUAUUUUCUGUCUUUUGCUGGUUGGUGUUCAACUGCGGCAUCGGCUUCGUCAAACCAGCUGAGAUGAUGUGUGUGGAGAAAGGUGUCGCUCCUCUGACGACGGUGUCGCCCUUGAUGACGACCCUCCCGCACGAUAACGCUUCGCAGCUGAGCAACUCCACCAACCACACCAGAACCCGCCGAAGCUUAUUCGACCUCCCGGGACUCCCUGAACUCUUGGACUCCUUUAUCGGGGAGCUCCACAGGCAGGUGCGAAGCGUGGACACCAACGUGACUUCACCUCCUCCCAUGACAGCAGCAAACACCACUCAGCACACCCCGGACACCACCCGCUCCUCCACCACCCUCUCCUCCACCACUCUCUCCUCCACCACCCGCUCGUCCACCACUCUCUCCUCCACCACCCGCUCCCCCGCCACCACCACCCUUUCCUCCACCACUACUACCACCACUGCCACCACCACCACCACCACCACCACCACAACCACCACUACCUCCCCUGCUCCAACCAAAGCCAAGGAGUACAUGAUCAUCUACAACAAGGACCAGGUGGAGUCCAUCUUCCUGCUCAUCCUGCUCGUCAUCAUCGUGGGCGAGUUCUUCAGCGCCCCUGCCAUCACCAUCGUGGACACCAUCACCCUGCAGUACCUCGGGAAGGCUCGUGACCGUUACGGGCUGCAGAGGAUGUGGGGCUCGCUGGGCUGGGGGCUCGUCAUGCUGCUGGUUGGCAUCUGGAUCGACAACACGCACAUCGACGGCGUGAUUGAAGGGAAAGGCUGCAACAUUCCCGAAGUCCGCAUGCACAACUACAUGAUCGCCUUCAUCGUGUUUGGCGUGCUGAUGGGGGUGGCGUUCAUCGUCGCCACCCAGUUCUACUUUGAAAAAGGUGCCAACUACCAGCAGGAGGUCCCAGAGGGGGUGGUGGCGGAGGCGGACAGCCCAAGAGCGUUACCCGAGUCCAGCUCCUCCUCGGACCAAACUCCCAUCAGCCCCGACGCUCAGCAGGAGUUCCACUACAGCGACCUGCUGAGGCUCCUGUGCAGCGUUCGCUACAGCUCCGUCCUCUUCGUCGCCUGGUUCAUGGGCUUCGGCUACGGCUUCGUCUUCACCUUCCUGUACUGGCACCUGGAGGACCUGAAGGGGACCACCACGCUGUUCGGGGUCUGCUCCAUCCUGAGCCACGUCUCAGAGCUCGCCGCCUACUUCACCAGCCACAAGUUCAUCGAGCUCGUCGGACACGUCAGGGUGCUGUACAUCGGCCUGGCCUGCAACACAGCCCGCUACCUGUACAUCUCGUACCUGCAGAACGCCUGGACCGUCCUGCCCAUGGAGGUCCUUCAAGGUGUGACCCACGCCUCAGUCUGGGCCGCCUGUAUCUCCUUCCUGAGCGCGGCGGUCCCUCCGGCGCUGAGGACGUCGGCGCAGGGCAUCCUGCAGGGCCUCCACCUCGGGCUGGGUCGCGGCUGUGGAGCCAUGGUGGGAGGAGUGUUCGUCAACUACUUUGGUGCUGCAGAGACGUUCAGAGGGAUCGGCAUGGCCUCCCUCGUCAUCCUCCUCAUCUUCUCCCUCAUCCAGUACUGCAGCGGAGAGCCUGAGGAGAAAGAGGACAAAAUGCUGGCUGAGAACAUCCCCGUCCCGUCCAGCCCGGUUCCCAUCGCCACCAUCGACCUGGUGCAGAGCCAGAAUGCCGUCGGAAGCCCCGCCACGGCUCGCAAGACUGUAGCUGUGCCUGCCAAGAAGACCAAGCACCAGGAGGAGCAGGAGGACGUGACCAGGCCGGCCUGGGUGCUCACCGGCGCCCCCUGGGUCACCAUCGCCUUCGCCAUCUUCCAGAUCAGGGAGAAGAUGAACUUGGUGAAGGGCGGCGGAUCGCCUUCAGAGGAUCAGCCACUGCAGGUGACUAACGAGCAGGCGUCGGCCCAGUACGAGGCGGUGGCGACGUCACACAGAAACACGAGCGAUGAGGAUGACGGCGUCACGUCACAAACACCCACACAACCGAACACCACAGACUCUAGCGAGGACCAAACAAACCCGCCCUCGGACAGUGGAGGACCUCAUGAAAACCCAGCAUUCACAGCAGACAACGCAGACUGACUGUUAAGCAAGAAACUUUUUUAAUUUGCACAUUUUAUUUCUGCAAAAUUAUCCGUCUGAACAAGUCGGUUUGUCAGUCUUAAAAUCUGAGAAAUGGCGGCCUUUUGUAGCAAACUUCCAAGGAAAAAUUAACAAGGCCGUGAUGUCCAGGAAAUCUCCUAGUAUUCUGGGAGCAAGUAGGAAAUUCUCUCAUUUUUAAACCGGUUGCGAGACUCACGACUUGUUUUAAUGGAUUAUAUUUGCAGGUUUGGAUGAAGCUGGAGGUGGCGUUGAAUCAUAACUCACCUCGGAGCACUGUGCACUAUAUUUAAGGCCUUUUACUUGUGAAGCGUGAAGGGAAAUCCUUCAAAUGUACAAAGAGAAAUGUGCCUCUUGAUAAGUUAUUAACUUAAUUUACUGUAAAACUGAAGAAAAGUGAUGAAAUCUGGCAAAAUGGGGGUUUUCAAUUCAGUGGAACUGCUGUUUUGAAGUUGUGUUAUUAGGAAGUAGCUGAGGUUAUUCUCUGAAGCAAAUAAUGUUUCUGAUUGUUUUUUAUUUUCACUUCGACCAAAGGGACCAGCUUACACAGGGGGGUGAAGGGUUGUAAUUGUUUUUCUAAUGGAAAUGUUGAGUUAGCAUUAGCAUUAGCUUCAACCAGCUCUGAUAUGCUGUAAAGAAAGUGAGCAGUUAAGUGAGUGAGACUGAUAUCAAUAGAUGGAAUUGAAUUGCAGCGAUUGAAUUAAAAGCAAUAAUGCUGGAUUAAUACGUGUUUCAGUCGGCUACAGAAUGUAAAUGCACUUAAUGGCUUUUAAAGAAAAAGAUCAACCUGAAACGGUCUCAGAAACCUGGUUGAUAAGGAUUUAAAUUUGGCGUAUUUGCUGAGAACUUAACCACUAAAUUUAAAACACAAUAUACAGACUCAGAAAAGAAGCGACUCACACUGUCAUGUUGAAGGGAAAGUCUUGAAACAUCAUGCAGAAAGUCUGAGAUUUCAUUUAUAAAGGCCUUAAAUUUUCAUCUUGCCUGUUUGUAUAGCUGGUCAUGCAGUUCAGAAUCUCAUAUGGAAAAGGGUCGAUUUUAGCAAAACCUUUAACGAUUGAUUAAUUCGUCUCCAAAUUGUCCAGAAGUCAGCAGGCGAGAAACGAAGGGAAUCUCAAAUGAAUGAUCCCGACACAAUUAUGAUGUUUGUCAAUUUAAACGAUGAUUAAACAACUCAAGAAGGUUCUUAGUUUCAUGUAAAGAAAGUAAAAUUUAAAUCAGUUUUGUGUCACUUGCUCAAUCCACGUCACCAACACCAACGCAGAAAAAGUAUUUAAAAAAGGUGAAAAUCAAAGCAAGUCUGGUCAUAUUGAUAUCUGAGGUCAUUUCAUUAGUUUUAUGGCAAAUUACGACUUUCUUGACUCGCUAAAUUAUCUUUUAAAUUGACAGACAUCGUGAGUGUGAUUCAUGGCACAAGUCAGACGGGAUCAGGGUUCUCCAUUCACUGCCAUACAAAGCCUCUCCAUCAUGGUCCUGGUUUUAUUUAUUUCAAUAUUUAUAUCGUUAGAGAUUAUUGCUUGUUCUGCUGGGUAAAAAGGGUUUUAAAUAGCAUUUUGUGGAGUAUAAAGGUCUGAAAGAGUCUGAAGAUUCGCUUGGUAAACCUGCAGAAACCUGCUGUCCAAGGUCUUUAAAUCUCAAAUGUCAUGAUGUGAUAAAUGUUUGAUGCGGUUGAAAGCUUAUAAGUGGACUCAAGGAUCAGCUCGAAGAGAUCCAAGGCUGUCAGUGAUGUAUUUAAUUAUUGAGCUUCUUUAGCUCCAGGAUUAAUGUUAUAAAACAUGAACGACAGUAUUUGACAAAACCUUUAAUUAACUGAUCUCGAGUUUCAUCUGCAAACGAGUUGACCUUUUCUAAAGACGUCUGAUCCUCUCAACGUUUGUUUCAGAUUUCAUCGCCUCCUUAAAAAAACCAUAAUUCAAUUUUUUUGUGCAUUUUCAUGUAAUAAACUGAAGACUGGUGAUGAUGAAGAAGAAGAAGUGCCUCUUUAAACAUACUGUUAAUCAAUAUUCUUGAGAUGUCAAGCAAAGGAUCCCUUUACUGUCCCACACUCCUACAGAGAAAUCUGUCGUCUCCACCACAGCACACUUGAGGGUCUUUUUUUAAAGCCCGCUUCCAAUAUUUUUGUACUCGAGCUGCCAAUAACCAACACGCUAUAUUUACUGUCUUUGUUUUCAUGCCAAACAAUUCCCAGUAUUCGCUGUUUUCUGUGUCGUCUGGGUGGAGAAACCCUCAGAAACAGAACGAGAGGAAGAAAUGUUUAUAGCAAAUUGAAUUAUUAAAGGGUGAUCUGAAAAAGUGUAAAGAAAAUGAAAUAUGUCGAGUUUUCUGCCUGUUUUUCUUUCAUGAAGUUCCUUUAAUACAGUGUCAGUGUAUCUUAAUCUUAAUGGUGAAAAUGUUAUUAAAUGUGUAUUUAACGAAUCAUGUCCCAUGUUGAGAUUAAUGACUGUGAAUUGUCCUUUUUAAUUUGAGACAUUAGUUUAGGAUUAAAGGAGUAUUUCACCUUCCUGUACGUCUCUAGACUGGAUUAGACAAACAUGAUGUUUUUUACCCAAAGAAAGAAAUAUCUUCAUGUCUUAUGUUUGCUGAAUUUACAAGACGGUGCAAAUAAUUUUGAAUUUGUCAGCGGCGUUGUUUCAUAAAGUGUCUUCCAACUCAA